Molecule: messenger RNA, 3179 nt
Organism: Conger conger (European conger)
Lineage: Eukaryota; Metazoa; Chordata; Actinopteri; Anguilliformes; Congridae
Product: HMG box-containing protein 1-like
Exons: 11
Coding region: 664-2157 (497 amino acids)
Biological process (GO): regulation of transcription by RNA polymerase II
Cellular component (GO): nucleus
Molecular function (GO): RNA binding; DNA-binding transcription factor activity, RNA polymerase II-specific; RNA polymerase II cis-regulatory region sequence-specific DNA binding
Source: RefSeq, a predicted model, not a curated record
GAAAGUUAGCUACAGAUAGCUCUGAAACAAAAGAUUGAAUACGUACAGCAUAAUAAGAAAAUAACUUUUCAUUUCACACUUUAUGCGAAUUCAAAGAAAUGAUAGAUUGUCAAUGAUUGCGUCGACUUCGAGUGACAUCUCUUGUUAGGGUGAUUUUUUUUCAUUGUGACGCUUGUUGUUUUGGCACUCACGAUAGCUAGCAGGCUAGCUAGCUAGCUAGUUUGUUUUGUUUUACUUCGGGUCGCUGUCCUUCUGUGACGUUUUCCCUUCAUUCAUUUUCACCAUCUUGAAUGACAGGUCAACAGAGCACAAUGUCUCAACUUGUUGACAUUCUUUUUCUCCAUCUAGCUGGCUAAAAUAGAAUCAUUUCCUUUAUUUUUCAAUUAACCAGCUAACAAAAGAGUUCCGUUUUGCCACAUAUUGCAAGCAACAACCAGCUGUCAAAUGAACUUUUCAUCAAAACAACUCGUUUGCUCGUCAGCUUACUAACAUCUUUGGCCAUCAAGUGUAUUGUCUUCGGGAGGAAACCGUUUGGUUUUUAAACACGGUAUCGUUUUGCAAAAAUCUGGAAUAUACGCUUUUAUUGUGUUUUGCCUUCACGGCUGGCUGGCUAGGUGGAGUGUGGAUUUCUUCAUCGAGUCAGGGGAGCUGACAUGGCAUAAUAUGGUGUGGGAAGUGAAGACUAAAGCGGUGCCACGCAAUACAGAGAAAGACCAGCAGGUGGAGCUGGAGAGCGUCUCAGGAAUGGAUGAAGCCUUCGACAUGCUCAAGUGCAACGAGGACCUGCCGUCGUCCCCAGGAUGCCCUACCAGUGAGAUUCGCAUGGAGUAUGACGACCUCCCCGAGCUGCAGGAGGUGCAUGAGAGCCGGGCGUUGCCGGCGGCGUUCCAGGUGGCAGCGGGAGUGUCCCAUCAGGAGGGCCCCUGGGGUGCCUGGGGCCCCGGCCCUGACGGCGGCUCCCCCAACACCAACUGGCUGACAGAGCUGGCCAACAUCGCCACCAGCCCUCAGAGCCCCCUCGUACAGAGCUCUCCCUGCAACAGGUCCUCUCCUGUGCACAUUUUUGCCAACAGCAACAGUUUACAUUCCUACGCCCGCCCUCCCCUGGCCUCCAGCAGUGCGCCUAGCCCUGCCCGCGGCCACCUGAGAGAGCGCAGACGGGUCAGGGCCAGCAGCGAGUCAGAGUCCGGCAUCUUCUGCACAUCCUCGCUCUCUGAUGACGAUGACAUGGGCUGGUCCCAUUCAUGGCCCUCCACAGCCUGGCACUGCUUUCUAAAAGGCACACGCCUGCGCUUCCACAGGGGGCCCAACGUGGAGUGGCAGGAUGCAGAGGACCUGGGGGACUCUGACGACGAGUCUGACGACGAGAGAGAGACACUGUCCCACUCCCUGAAGAGCUACGGUUCUGAAGGGCUGAAGUUGGUGGCCCAUGAAGAGACCCUGUCUUUUGGACAGUCUGUUCUCAAAUUGACCUUUGACCCUGGUUCGCCAGAAGACGGCCACUUAACGGCAGAAUGCAGAUUGGAUCAUCCCUUUUUUGUGAAAAGUAAAGGCUGGGCCUCCUUCUACCCGAGCCUGACGGUGGUGCGGCACGGGAUCCCCUGCUACGAGGUGCAGCUGGGAGACGUGUUCCUGCCCCCGGGCCACCAGGACGCCAACAACUGUGACGAUUCAGUCGUCUUCGACACCUUCAGGAGCUAUGACUUCACCCCUCUGGACUCGUCAGCCGUGUACGUCCUGAGCAGCAUGGCCCGCCAGCGCAGAGCCUCCCAGUCCAGCGGGGGCGCCGUCAGCCCUGACUGCGACAAGCUGGGCCGGGACAGCGAGCCCCCCGGCCCCUCCCAGUCCCCCCACGGCAAGGCCGGCAGGGGCCACUCCUCAGGGACAGCCAGCAGUGCCACGCCCACCAAGUGCAAGCGGCCAAUGAACGCCUUCAUGCUCUUCGCCAAGAAGUACAGAGUGGAGUACACACAGAUGUACCCUGGGAAGGACAACAGGGCCAUCAGCGUGAUCCUGGGGGAUAAGUGGAAGAAGAUGAAGAACGAGGAGAGGAGGAUGUACACCAUGGAGGCCAAGGCCCUGGCCGAGGAGCAGAAGCGCCUCAACCCCGACUGCUGGAAGCGCAAGAGAACCAACUCGGGCUCACAGCAGAACUAACUCACAGACGCAGCAGGUUGGUGGGAAAACGUGAACUGGAUUCAGAGACGCACGUGGAGGUGGGGCGAGCGAGCCUUCCUGUCUUCUGCCAGACGGAUAAGACUUUACUGUGAUUAUGAAUAUACUUGCUUUUUUAACUUAAUAGAGACAUUAUACAAAAAAAGAGCAAAUGAAAGACAAAUUAUAUUAAAAAAAGCGUAUAAUCUAGUAACUAACAGUGCUUCAGAUAUUUUCAUAUGUUUCUAUUGACCGAAAUGCCUUAUUCUUCCAAAGUUUAAAAACUCAGAAACCGCUCAGUUGUAUUCUUCAGGUAAUUUUCGUAUUCUUGGCUUGAAAGGUGAGAUCCUGUGGUGCUACAGUGCAGGGCGAGGAGGGGCAGCAGCAAACAAAUGUCUAUUUUUAAAUGUAAAGAGAAAAACAAAAUAAGAAAAAGGGGAAUUUUGCUUUAUUUCAGCUUGUUCAUGUGAUUAUAUUUGUAUAACUCAAUAUAUUGCACAGACAUGGUAAUCCAUUUAACUCUGUAUUUUCCGUAAGGGCUGGGGUCUGGGGGCGGGGGGGGUUGAGUAUAGCGUAGCGUAGCCUAGCGUAGCGUGACGUCCACCUGUGAGAACCAUCGGUCACGUACGAACGGCACGUUCGACCCGAAGAGCUCACACGUUGGCGUAUACCUGGAGUGGAGUACACACACAAAACACAGCACUUCUAGGGCUAUGACUACACCCGAAGUGUUUUUGCACUUUAUAUACAUGUAUACAUAAUAUACAUAUGCAUAUACAUAUAUAAAUAUAUUAUUCACGCAUGUAAUCUUGUACAACCGAUCCACGUUGACGAGCAGAGAAUUUGAUAAAUUUUUGACACAAUCGUGGCCAAACUGUACAGCUCUGACCUGCUCUCCUGGUUUGCCAUUGAAUUCUUAUAAUCUCUGAUGUCCAUAAUGUACAGGUGCUUGGCUCCAUCAAACUCUUGCACAGAACGUCCCUUGUAUGAUAUUAUAAAUAUUAAAAGUUUAAAUGUGUAAUCUA